AACAACAUUAAAAAUUAGGAUAUGCAUCCUAUUAACUCCACUAUAAAAAGAAACAUACAAGCAUUGGAAUUCUCAUCACUUAAACAUUAAUCUCUAUCUUAAACACCUUCCCUUCUAAAUAUUUUCAAUAAUCAGUUUGUAAAAAGUUCCGCGAAAAUGAAGCUUUCGCGGACUAGAGUGACGGCUGUCAUCCUCCUCCUUGUCUUGGCAGUGGCCGAGGCAGCGGCCGUUGAUUACACUACCCCGGGUGAUCAAACUACUACCAGUCCUACCACUCCCACCAAGGAGCCUAAGGAUUCCGAUGUCUCAUCCAAAGAACCAAAGGAGCCCAAAGAUAAGGAACCCAAAGAGCCUAAAGACAAGGAGCCCAAAGAUAAGGAACCCAAAGAGCCUAAAGAUAAGGAGCCCAAAGAGCCUAAAGCGCCGGGGGGUACUCCACCUUAUACCCCUCCAUCACCACCCACGCCCACCCCAUCUCCACCAACACCCACCCCAUCGCCACCCACUCCCACCCCGUCCCCACCAACACCCACCCCAUCGCCACCCACUCCCACCCCGUCCCCACCAAUACCCACCCCAUCGCCACCCACUCCCACCCCGUCCACACCAACACCCACCCCAUCGCCACCCACUCCCACCCCGUCCACACCAACACCCACCCCAUCGCCACCCACUCCCACCCCGUCCACACCAACACCCACCCCGUCCCCACCAACACCCACCCCAUCGCCACCCACUCCCACCCCGUCCCCACCAACACCCACCCCAUCGCCACCCACACCCACCCCGUCCCCACCAACACCAACCCCGACUUCAUCCUCUAGUCCUAAGCAAGUAAGGUGCAUGGACAGGUACUAUUCAUCUUGCUACUACAGGCAGUUUACUUGUCCUGCUGCAUGUGCUGAUACUUGCCAAGUUGACUGUGUUACUUGUAGUCCUGUUUGUGAUUGCAACAAGCCAGGUGCAGUGUGCCAAGACCCAAGGUUCGUAGGAGCUGAUGGAAUUACAUUUUACUUCCACGGUAAGAAAGACCAAGAUUUUUGUCUAGUCUCCGACUCCAACCUCCACAUCAACGCUCACUUCAUCGGAAAGCGGACCGCCACCAUGGGAAGAGACUUCACCUGGGUCCAAGCCCUGGGUCUCCUCUUCAACAACCACAAGAUCUACCUCGGAGCCCAAAAGACCGCCACAUGGAACGAUGCCAUUGACCGUAUCUCCCUCUCCUUCGACGGCCAACCCAUUGACCUCCCAGAAGAGGAAGGUGCCAGCUGGCAAUCACCAGCUGGCGAUGUUUCCAUCACCAGAGCUAGGGCUACAAACGCGGUAGUGAUUGAGGCCGAGGGUAACUUCAAGAUCAAGGCAGUGGUUGUCCCAAUCACCGAAAAAGAUUCCUUGAUCCACAAGUAUGGAGUAACCCAAGAAGAUUGUUUAGCUCAUCUUGACUUGAGCUUCAAGUUUAAGUCAUUGAGUAGACAAGUCAACGGUGUUUUAGGUCAAACUUACGCAAGUAACUACGUUAGUAGGGUUAAGAUGGGUGUCGCAAUGCCCGUCUUAGGAGGAGAAAAGGAGUUCCAUUCAUCUUCUAUCUUCGCUACCGAUUGCGCCGUAGCUAGAUUCAAUGGAAGUGGGAUUGAGAGCUCUGAAGAGAGUAUUGAGUUUGCUGAUCUUAACUGUGCUUCUGGUUUCAGUGGACGUGGAGUUGUUUGCAAGCGUUAAUGCAUGAACUAACUAAUUAUGAGUAGCAUAUAAUAUAUGUUAUUACUCAUCUAAUCAUUUAUUAUUAUUUGAUUGUUAAUGAAUUAUAUAUGUGUUUCUGUGUGGCAUAGUCAUAUUUCGAAUGAAUUUGAUUAUACAAUAAAAGAAAAUUGUGAGUCUUGUAGUGUGUAAUUCACCACUGAUUUACUAUCAAUAAUGAAUUGUUCCUUUUCGGCAAA
This is a messenger RNA of Chenopodium quinoa (quinoa), 1934 nucleotides long. RefSeq lists its product as uncharacterized. The coding region runs from base 157 to 1716 and encodes 519 amino acids. The record is from RefSeq and is a predicted model, not a curated record. The transcript has 2 exons. NCBI's taxonomy places the organism in Eukaryota, Viridiplantae, Streptophyta, Magnoliopsida, Caryophyllales, Amaranthaceae.